Messenger RNA from Clupea harengus (Atlantic herring), 1367 nucleotides. Its product is annotated as ladderlectin-like. The transcript has 7 exons. The record is from RefSeq and is a predicted model, not a curated record. NCBI's taxonomy places the organism in Eukaryota, Metazoa, Chordata, Actinopteri, Clupeiformes, Clupeidae. The coding region runs from base 1 to 738 and encodes 245 amino acids.
AUGAGUGACUUUGACAAGGGCCCAAUUGUGAUGACUAGACGACUGGGUCAGAGUCUGGGUUAUUUUAUAUCAGACGGGGUUCUUUAUAUCACGGAUGGCCGGCCCUGUACCUGGGAAAGAGAUGGCAGCAGGAUGCACUAUGGGAAGAAGGCAACUCAUAACUCCAAACUAAAGUACAGCGACUCAUUUUCCAAGGAGGCCAGCACCAUGAAGACUAUGACAUUCAUUUUACUCCUCUCUCUGGGUCUUGUUUGCGCUUCAGAGCUCAUUAUCCCUUCAGAGAACAGGACUGAUGAUUCUCCCCAUGUUCAGGUUUACUCACGAAACCCCAAAUGUCCUGCGGGUUGGCAACAAUACGGUGAACGCUGCUUCAGGUUUAUCGACACUGCAAGGACAUGGGCAGAGGCAGAGCGCUUCUGUUUACUGCAGGGAGGUAAUCUGGCGUCUGUGCACAGUCUUUCAGAAUAUUAUUUUAUUGAAGGACUAAUAGUGACAAUCACUCAUGGUACACCGUUGACUUGGAUUGGUGGUUCAGACGCCCAGCAGGAAGGACUCUGGCUUUGGAGUGAUGGAUCCCGAUUUGGAGCAUUCCUCCACUGGGGCCCAGGCCUACCAGAUAACUUGAAUAGUGCUGAACACUGUCUACAGAUGAACAAUGGAGGAGGUCUGCGUUGGAACGAUAUGCGCUGUUCAACAACAUAUCCAUCCGUCUGUGCAAGAAGAGUUAUUUCAGUUUAAUAUUAUUUUCACUGGUUGCCAUGAAAGCUGUGGUAUCCGGCCAGCAGUAAUUUAUUGACAAUCUUUGAAUUGACAUUUAAAAAAAAAAAUUCAAUCAGAUUUUAUUUCUUUAUCAGUAUCCCUUGUUAUUUAAUGUUUUUGUUACAGUCUUUGAUUUUUCCCCCCAUUUUUUUAUUUAUUUUAUUUCCUUUGGUUGCAUAAUUUCUUGUACUACCCUUUAUUUUCCUUUUAAGUCUGUGUGCUAUGGUAUUCUAUCUGUUUUAGUAAUCUGUAUAAUUUCCCAUCAUGUUAAAAAUGUGCUAUGAAAAUAAAAUGAUGAACAUGUUUAUCAUUUAACGUGUCUAGAUCUGUGCAUUCUGUAGCUUGCAGUGGUGUCAGGGCAUUGAAAGAGUAUCAGAGGUGGGCUACUGCAUGGCCAUGUCUCAGGUGUCCUCCAGCUGAAGUAGUGAGGCAGUGAGGUCAUGAGACAGAAAACUGGCACAAACCUGAAAUACCCUGUUGAGGGCCGUUCCUUCAGUUAUAGUGCACACUUGUACUAAAGGACUCACAGGACAAAAUAAUGUAAAUGGACUUCCACAACAUUUAAUACAGUCCCACGAAGGAAAAUAUAUUCACAUUAUUUAUUGGCA